AUGAACGGGGAAAAGCUGGCGCUGGUGACGGAACUGCAUAAGCCUGCACGCCGAGAUUACCCACGUCGUCGUGUAGAUGUGCGUGGCAUCGACGAGACCUGGCAGGCGGAUCUUGUUGAUAUGAUUACGUACGCUGGACAAAACAAAGGCUACAAGUACAUGCUCACAAUCAUUGAUAUUUUUUCAAAGUAUGCGUGGGCUGUACCGAUAAAGAGCAAGUCCGGGGAUGAUGUUACAAAGGCAAUAGAAUCUGUGCUUGUUCAAAGACGUGUACCGAAAAAAUUACACGUCGACAGAGGAACGGAAUUUUACAACUCAAAAUUCGGAUCUCUUAUGACACGCUAUGGUGUCAAACUUUACUCCACCAAAAUGUGGACACAGUUCAGCAUGCAAGGAAGCUACAAGUGGCUAGACAUCUUAUCUGAUUUGGUAUUGACUUACAACAACACCAAACACCGAACCAUACGAAUGAAACCAUCGGACGUCAUGGUUGCAAACGAGAGGCAAUUAUUGCGUCAGGCGUACGGAGGGCUUCGAGCGAUACCUAUCAAACCGACAAAGUUCAGAACUGGCGUCGAAGUCCGAAUCAGCAAAUUCAAAAACGUCUUCGAGAAAGGUUAUACUCCCAAUUGGACGACUGAAAUAUUCACAAUAAGCCGAGUGGAAAAUACUCAUCCCCUCACGUACAAUCUCAAAGACUAUCAAAAUCAACCCAUCGCUGGCGGUUUCUACGAACAGGAGCUCCUCAAGGUUGAACAUCCGGACAUCUAUCUCGUGGAGAAGGUUCUCAAAAAGCGUGAAAAGAAAUUAUAUGUUGAAUGGUUAGGUUUUAACUGUACACACAACAGUUGGAUAAAUGAAUCUGACGUAUUACGAUACGGUAAUUACAAAGCUCGAACGUAUAAGCUAAGGUCCAGGCUUAUAGCCCCACGGAAGCGUGUCGGUCGUGUUGUGAAACACGAUCCGCUUGUCGUCAUUGCAGCUCAGUGCCACCUUCUUCUGUCCCACAGUAUAAACCUCAUGCUUUUGUCUCAAGAAUAA
Molecule: messenger RNA, 1041 nt
Organism: Diprion similis
Lineage: Eukaryota; Metazoa; Arthropoda; Insecta; Hymenoptera; Diprionidae
Exons: 3
Coding region: 1-1041 (346 amino acids)
Biological process (GO): DNA integration
Molecular function (GO): nucleic acid binding
Source: RefSeq, a predicted model, not a curated record